GAUUCAUACAUACAUACAGAAUUCUGUAUCUAUAUAUCCACCGCCGCCAUGCCUCACCCCAACGAGUACUUCAACGUCCCCUUCCGCCGCCUCGCCGUCGGCAACCAGGAUGAGUUCCGGCAGCCCAACGCCAUUAAAUCCGCCCUGGCCGAGUUCAUAAGCACCCUCAUCUUCGUCUUCGCCGGCUCCGGCUCCAGCAUCGCCUUCAACAAGAUCACCCACAAUGGCGCCACCUCCCCCUCCGGCCUCAUCGCCGCCGCCCUCGCCUACGGCCUCGCGCUCUUCGUCGCCGUCGCCAUUUCCGCCAACAUCUCCGGCGGCCACGUCAACCCCGCCGUCACCUUCGGCCUCUUCAUCGGCGGCAACAUCACUCUCUUCCGCGGCCUCCUCUACAUCAUCGCUCAGCUCCUCGGCGCCACCGUCGCCUGCCUCCUCCUCUCCUUCGUCACCGGACUCUCAGCUCCGGCGCUGACCGUCUCCGGCGAGUCGGUGUGGGCCGCCUUAGUGUUCGAGAUCGUGAUGACAUUCGCGCUAGUCUACACAGUGUACUCCACCGCCGUCGACCCGAAGAAAGGCGAGAUCGGAAUCAUCGCGCCGCUGGCCAUCGGACUUAUCGUGGCGGCGAACAUCCUCGCCGGAGGGCCGUUCACCGGCGCGUCGAUGAACCCGGCAGUGGCGUUCGGGCCUGCCCUGGUGUCAUUCAACUGGACGGACCACUGGGUUUACUGGGCUGGGCCGUUGAUCGGCGCCGGGCUCGCCGGCGUCGUCUACGAGGUCUUCUUCAUCUCCAGCGCACCUGAACCGGUCUCGGAAUACUAGACCGGACCGGGAGUUUGAACCGCCGGAUUUUAAUCGCUUUGUAUUUGUACGGUCUGGAUUUGUUGAUGAGUAUUUGCACCUUUCUGUGGUUUUCAUUGGUCCAUGUCAAAUUAGUGUCUUAUUUUUCUUGCUAUGUAUUUGCUUGUGUUACAUUUUCUAGCUUCAAUAAUUUGCAUUGAUUCUUGCCCA
Andrographis paniculata is the source of this 1008-nucleotide messenger RNA. Its product is annotated as aquaporin TIP1-1-like. Gene Ontology annotation, cellular component: plant-type vacuole membrane. Lineage: Eukaryota; Viridiplantae; Streptophyta; Magnoliopsida; Lamiales; Acanthaceae. Gene Ontology annotation, biological process: transmembrane transport; water transport. The coding region runs from base 49 to 819 and encodes 256 amino acids. Gene Ontology annotation, molecular function: water channel activity. The transcript has 2 exons. The record is from RefSeq and is a predicted model, not a curated record.